GCCCCGAGGUGCGGCCGGGGCAGCCCGGGCUUUGCUGUGUUGGCUUCGGCGUUUGGUGGCCUGGCGUUUGUCCGACCCCACCUCCCCUCAUACGGCACCCCGAGCCGUGGCCACUCCCGGACCCCGCCUGCCUCAGUUUCCUGAGCUGGAGAAGUAAUGGCUCGGCCUCCGAACACGGUUUGUUUGAGGGUUGAGUUUUGUGUUUGCCUUUGGCGUGUGGGACCUCGGCUGCUUAGGGUGAUUCAGCAGCUCCGUGGGCGGAUCUUGGAAGAUGGAGAAGACAUUGAAUUCUUUAGAAGAAAGCAAUGGCAUCUAUAUUACUUUCUCUUUAACUGGAUGCAAAAGUUGAUAGAUUUGCUGCAGUAUUGCUGAAGAGAAUGGCAACUCCUUAUGUCCCUGUGCCUAUUCCUGUAGGAAAUUCUUCUUCAAAUUUUACCACAAACAGAAGCCAAAGAAGUUCUUCUUUUGGGAGUAUUUCAACAAGUUCAAAUUCUUCCAAAGGCCAAUCAGAAGAUUCUAAUGUGGAUGGUUACAAAAAGACAGCAGUGCCAGAUCAAAUGGACAGCAAUUCAUCUAUCUGUAGCAGCCCCCUUAUUAGGACUAAAUUUACAGGUAUAGAAUCUUCCAUUGAAUAUUCUGCUAGGCCAGUAGAAAAUGAAGAACAAAGUACAGAAUCUAUGAAUUGGGAAGAAAGACCCUCUACACCUACUAUAUUGGGUUAUGAGGUGAUGGAAGAAAGGGCUAAAUUUACUGUAUAUAAAGUGCUAAUAAGAAAAAGCCCAGAAGAAAGCUGGGUAGUUUUCAGAAGAUACACGGAUUUCUCUAGGCUGAAUGACAAAUUAAAAGAAAUGUUUCCAGGCUUUCGACUGGCUCUUCCACCAAAACGCUGGUUCAAGGAUAAUUACAAUGCCGAUUUCUUAGAAGAUAGACAGUUGGGACUUCAGGCAUUCCUACAGAAUUUAGUAGCUCACAAAGAUAUUGCUAACUGCCUUGCAGUGAGAGAAUUUCUUUGUCUGGAUGAUCCACCAGGUCCAUUUGAUAGCCUAGAAGAAAGCAGGGCUUUCUGUGAAACUCUAGAAGAAACAAACUAUCGAUUACAAAAGGAACUACUUGAACGACAAAAAGAGGUGGAAUCACUGAAGAAAUUGUUGAAUGAGAAACAACUUCAUAUAGACACUAUAGAGAACAGAAUUAGGUUACUGUCUUUAGAGCCUGAAGAAACACUUAGAAUUUCAGGAGAGGGUGAAUGUAUCAGAAAGAUAGAGUCUUCUGCAAUUGAAGCAGAUCAAGAUACCUUGGAUGAAAAAAACAGGUCUGAUAAGAUUCCCAAUGUUGGCUGGAGUGAUUGUGAACCUGAAAAUUCAGUAACUGAAGUGGAGGUAGCUGAAGUGGCCUAUGCUGCUGAGGAAGAAUAAAGAGAUCAGCAUCAGCUGCCAUAAUCUUUGGAGAUUUAGCGAUUUGAACUGGAUUAUGUUUUAGCAAAAGCUGUUGUUGUUGGUUUUUUUUUAAUAGAGCAGUAGCUGUAAAGCAUUUAUUAAAAAAAAAGGAUGCACAUGUGAAAUGUUUACAUAAACAAAAUCAUAACUUAUUGGCAUAGGAAAUAUAUUCAGUGCUGCUUUUGAUUUGCUUUUAUCUAGCCUUUAUAUUUAAUAUAUAUAAAAGGUCUAGUUAGGAUUAUAUUAACCUAGACCCAUAUUCUUAAAUAUUGUACAUAAAUGAUUAUGAUAUUUUGCCAGUAUGCUUUAAGCUAUACAUAUAUAUAUAUAUUAUACAUAUAUAAUAUCAUCAGUAAUAUUGGUCAAGUGGAAAUUUAUUACAUGUGUGAAGCAUACUUAUUUCUGUCUCAUACAUACUUUUUAAUUGGUUAAAAUAAGUUCAUGGAAUUUAUUGUAAAAAUAUAAGAACAAUUUAAAUUAAAACAUUGAUUUUUAAGUACCUUAUUUUUUUAAAAAUUCAUAUUAGUGCAUUAAAAAAGAAAAACUUAAUACCAAAUGGAAAAUACCUGAAAUAGUUAUGAUCAACUUUCCCUUUAGGAUUCUUAGAAAGGAAAUAGUAAAAUAGUAGUUGAUAAAAUAAUUAAUUCAUUGGUAUCUAGAUAUUGUAUUUUUACACCCCUUAUUAUUAUAAUUCUGUAUUACAUGUUUAUUUUUCACUCAACACUUUAUCUCUUAUUCUUGAACUGUAGAUAUGAGUUUGCCCUUUUCCCCAAAUACUACCUCUUCUUGCUAAUUAAGGUAUGCUCUUUUGAAAAUGUAUUCUAGAUUAUCUUAAAGAUAACUGAUUUAUAACCAAAAGAGAAAGCCAUACUUUUCUGCCAUGUUAACAACUAGGUUGUUCCUGAUUGCAGUGCAUUUUUAUUUCAGUGUAGCUGAGAUGUUUGAGUGCAUUAUAGCCUUUUUUUUUCCAAAAUGUAUUUAUUUAGCCAAGUGAUGCACUUUACAAUAAUUAAAACUCCUUUGUGCCAAGUUUAAUUGGUUGACUUCAUUAGAGAGAGGAGUUAGGAAAAAAAAGAUUAUGUAGUGCCUUUAACAUUUAACUAUUACAGAAGGCUUAGAAUUCUAUGGAUCAGCUUUGUGAAACUUCUUUAAUGUUUAUUUUGGCCCUGCCAUUAGUUAUUGGAAGUGCCUUUGUUUUUUUCCCUCAGAGAGAAGUUGUUAACGUGUUUUUUGGCCAUACUGUUUUGCUUAAUGCUAUUAAUGCUAGCAUGACUAUGUUGCAUAGUUUGAAAACUUAAGUUAAUGUGUUGGGCUGUGUACAUAUUUGUGUAUAUAUGUAUUGUGUGUGUAUUUUUUUUUAGAAGUGGAAAGCAAUUGGUGAAUAAAGUUGUGACUAUC
Molecule: messenger RNA, 2834 nt
Organism: Vombatus ursinus (common wombat)
Lineage: Eukaryota; Metazoa; Chordata; Mammalia; Diprotodontia; Vombatidae
Product: sorting nexin-16-like
Exons: 8
Coding region: 378-1415 (345 amino acids)
Biological process (GO): early endosome to late endosome transport; protein targeting to lysosome; endosome to lysosome transport
Cellular component (GO): extrinsic component of endosome membrane; early endosome; late endosome
Molecular function (GO): phosphatidylinositol binding
Source: RefSeq, a predicted model, not a curated record